CGAAUCAAUAAUGCAUGUUUUGAAGCAGUAGUGGUCACCAAUACCAUACCUCAGGAGGACAAGAUGAAGCAUUGCUCUAAAAUACAGGUGAUUGACAUCUCUAUGAUCCUUGCGGAAGCCAUCAGGAGAACUCAUAAUGGGGAAUCUGUUUCCUACCUAUUCAGUCAUGUUCCUUUAUAA
This is a messenger RNA of Urocitellus parryii (Arctic ground squirrel), 180 nucleotides long. The record is from RefSeq and is a predicted model, not a curated record. Lineage: Eukaryota; Metazoa; Chordata; Mammalia; Rodentia; Sciuridae.